Aptenodytes forsteri (emperor penguin) is the source of this 629-nucleotide messenger RNA. RefSeq names its product coiled-coil domain containing 58 (gene MIX23). The record is from RefSeq and is a predicted model, not a curated record. NCBI's taxonomy places the organism in Eukaryota, Metazoa, Chordata, Aves, Sphenisciformes, Spheniscidae. The transcript has 4 exons. Bases 16 to 384 code for a protein of 122 amino acids. Gene Ontology annotation, cellular component: mitochondrion; mitochondrial intermembrane space.
GAGUUGCUCAGGGUGAUGAGGACAAUCGAUGACAGAAUCGUCCACGAAUUAAACACUACGAUUCCAACAGCUUCCUUUGUGGGGAAAAUUGAUGCUGGCCAGACGUGUAAAGAGCUGUAUCAGUCUUUGAUGGAUGCUCACACCAGCAGAGAGAGAAUCAUCAAAAACUGCAUCGCUCAGACUUCCAGCAUAGUGAAAACUCUCAGAGAAGAGAGGGAAAAGGCCCAGGAUGACGUAGCAUUAUUAAAGCAACUCAGGAAGGAGCAGACAAAGUUGAAAUUGAUGCAGUCGGAGCUGAAUGUUGAAGAAGUGGUAAACGACAGAAGCUGGAAGGUAUUUAAUGAGCGUUGCCGAAUUCACUACAAGCCUCCGAAGAGUCAAUGAUGUGGGGUAUUUUCCAUCAAGGUGGUCCAUAACCAUGAGAGCCAAACUGGAAAGAGACCUUGGGUGAGCUGUAUUGGGACCCUCCAGAACCAGUAGAACCCAGUCUUGUUUUGUUUUGGACCUACUUAGCUGAAAUCUCAAGGUUGAAAUGAUUUUCCUGUAAUUAAGAGAAAACAACUCAUCUUUUGUACAAAAUAUGUGAACAAAUGAGUUUUAUAGUAUUAAAAUAAUUUUCAAAUGGAAUG